Molecule: messenger RNA, 846 nt
Organism: Rhizophagus irregularis DAOM 181602=DAOM 197198
Lineage: Eukaryota; Fungi; Glomeromycota; Glomeromycetes; Glomerales; Glomeraceae
Source: RefSeq, a predicted model, not a curated record
CAAUGAAAAUGACUUGUCAAUCUUCAAACACAAAUACAAAAAUUGCACUCCCAUUUCCGCCAAUUAUUAAGGCAAUCGAUAUUGUAAAUAGACGUAAACCUUCUAGAUUCAAGUCAAAAAGUCCAAACGCAUUUUUAAUUUAUCGUAAAGCAUUUUUAAACGAACUCAAUCGACAAAAUCAUAAUCUUAGAAUGACUGAUGUUUCUAAGCUAGUAAGCAAUUAUUGGAAAGGUGAACCAGAUAAUGUAAAAGAUGCCUAUCGUAAAAUAGCUCAAGAAGUAGAAGUUGAAUUAAACGAAAAACGUAAAAAAACCGCAUCAUACAAAAUUGUAUGGAAAAAUUCUAAAUAUUCUUCUCGCAAACGAAAUCAAUGCGAAAAGAUAAAGAAAGAUAAAUCCGAAGUUAAUACAAAGUUCAGACCGGCCGUUUCUUCUAAUGACAAGAUAUUUUAUCAAUUUGUACCCGUCGAUACCGAAUUUACUUCAAAACCAUCAAAAAGGAACAAUAAAGAAAAUAAACCGUCUUCCGUUGAACCAAAAAUUCCGUCGUGUAACAUAUCGGAGAAUCCGAAUUCUCAAAACAUCGAAUCAAAUUAUACUCAAGAAUCGAACGAUAUUUACGAUAAUCCAGAUUUGGAUUUGAAUCUUAACGUUAAUCAAUUUACGCCGUCUUAUAAUAUACAAUUCGAACAAUUUGAGGAAAAUCCCGUAACAAACAUAGAAGAAUACAUUUUCAGCGAAGAAAAUGUCGAUCAAUUAUUAUAUUUCCAAAAUUUCCAAAAUUUAAACCUUCCAUAUUUUAACCCACCACCUUUAUAUAUGUAAGCUUAUUUACUUUUAAUUAAUA